AGGACAUUGAAGAUCUGGAUCAUUAUGACAUGAAGGAGGAAGAACCAGUCGAUGGUAAGAAGUCAGAGGAUGAAGGCAUUGAAAAAGAAAAUCUUGCCAUUUUGGAGAAGAUCCGAAAGAAUCAAAGGCAGGACCACCUUAAUGGUGCAGUGUCCGGAUCCGUACAAGCUUCUGAUCGUCUUAUGAAAGAGCUCAGGGAUAUAUACAGAUCACAGAGUUAUAAAACAGGAAUUUAUUCAGUGGAACUUGUAAAUGACAGCCUGUACGAGUGGCAUGUUAAGCUGCUUAAGGUUGACCCGGACAGCCCAUUACAUAGUGACCUUUUGGUCUUAAAAGAAAAGGAAGGUGUAGACUGCAUUUUACUGAAUUUUUCCUUUAAGGAUAAUUUUCCAUUUGACCCUCCUUUUGUGAGAGUGGUGUCUCCAGUACUCUCUGGAGGCUAUGUGCUGGGUGGAGGUGCCCUCUGUAUGGAGCUUCUUACUAAACAGGGCUGGAGCAGUGCCUAUUCAAUAGAAUCUGUUAUCAUGCAAAUCAAUGCUACCCUGGUAAAAGGAAAAGCACGUGUGCAAUUUGGAGCCAACAAGAAUCAGUAUAACCUUGCUCGAGCACAGCAAUCCUACAAAUCCCUAGUACAGAUCCACGAGAAGAAUGGCUGGUACACUCCUCCAAAAGAAGAUGGGUAA
Messenger RNA from Staurois parvus, 683 nucleotides. The record is from the annotation of a GenBank genome assembly. NCBI's taxonomy places the organism in Eukaryota, Metazoa, Chordata, Amphibia, Anura, Ranidae.